Molecule: messenger RNA, 2025 nt
Organism: Pogona vitticeps (central bearded dragon)
Lineage: Eukaryota; Metazoa; Chordata; Lepidosauria; Squamata; Agamidae
Source: RefSeq, a predicted model, not a curated record
GCUCCGGACUCCUCUGCCCGAAGGCAAAUGCGGCAGUUUUGGAAGGAACACUCGAGGGGCUCCUCUUUGCAGGAGAUGAUGCUCGACUCGGGGGCGCAGCAGCUGUCUGAGGAAGACACGCCUGAGGUCCUCGCCCUCCUGCCUCCCCUGGAAGGACGGGAUGUUCUCGAACUGGGAGCCGGCAUAGGGCGGUUCACCGGACAUCUGGCGGAGACGGCUCGCCAUGUCACGGCGGUGGAUUUCACGGAAAGCUUCCUGAAUCGGAACCAGCUGGAAAACGGGCAUCGGCCAAACGUGGCGUUUCAACAGGCCGACGUUACCAGCCUGGUCAUGCCAAGCCAGAGCUUUGACCUGAUCUUCUCCAACUGGCUUUUCAUGUACCUCUCCGACUCGGAAGUGAGGGAUGUCGUCCAGAAGAUGCUUCUCUGGCUACGUCCGGGAGGACAUCUGUUCUUCCGGGAGUCCUGUUUCUGUCAGUCGGGCGACCGUCCCCGGUCCUUCAACCCCACGCUGUACCGGUCUCCUGCGGAGUACAAUAGUUUUCUGGCGACAGCCCACGUGGCUUCCGGAGGUGAGCGCCACGGCUUCGAGAUCGUCAUGUCCCGUUCGGUGCAAACCUACAUAAAGAGGAAGCAAAAUCGGAAUCAGGUUUGCUGGCUGCUCCAGAAAGUCCCCCGUGAUCCAGAAGCCACCCGAGGGUAUGACACCUUCCAGACGUUUCUCGACCGCGAGCAAUACGCCACCCGCAGCAUCCGGCGCUACGAAUGGAUCUUUGGGCCUGGAUUUGUCAGCACAGGUGGCCUCAGCACCACCAAGGAGCUGGUGAGCCUGUUGGAUUUGAAGUCCGGUCAGCGUGUGCUGGACGUCGGCUGCGGGCUCGGUGGCAGCGAUUUCUACAUGGCCAAGGAGUUUGGUGUGGACGUUCUGGGCAUGGACCUCUCUCAUAACAUGGUGGAGCUGGCCCUCGAACGGGCUCAGAAGGAGCCCGAAUCCCUGGUGCAGUUCGAAAUUGGCAACGCCACCCGAAGGACCUUUCCAGAGGGCUCCUUUGACGUGAUUUACAGCCGGGACACCCUUCUGCAUGUGGAGGACAAGAGCGCCCUCUUCAGGAAGUUCCUGUCAUGGCUGAAGCCGGAGGGCCAGCUUCUGAUCUCCGACUACUGCUGCGGGCCACGUCCCUGGUCAAAAAUGUUCACAGAGUACGUCCAACAGCGAGGGUACAGCCUGCUUACGCCACAGGAAUAUGGGCAGGAGCUGCAGGAUGCCGGAUUUGUGCAGGUCCGGGCUUUGGACCAUACAGGGCGGAUGGUGUCGGCGCUGACCGAGGAGCUGCAGCAACUGGAGAGAAGCCGGGAGCCGUUUGUUCAGGAGUUCUCCGAGGAGGAGUUUGAGUCCAUGGCCUCCGGAUGGCAGGAGAAACUGCAGCGGUGUGCGGAUGGGGACCAGCGCUGGGGGGUCUUUUCUGCCCGCAAGCCAAACUAGACAGAGGGACGAGUGCGGAGAGGCGGCGAAACCUUGGCCGGGCCCAUAACCUCUCCGGCAGUACAGCUUUUUAGAAAAGCGCUCCGAUCGAGUUUCAAGUCUGCAUCUCUUCCCUUGAGAUAUAGCGCCGUGGUUCCCAACCUCAGUUAAUCCAGGUGUUCUAGCACUACAACUCCCAGAAUCCCCAGCCAGUACAGCUAGGAUUGAAGCCUUCUGGGAAUUGCAGUCCAAGAACACUUACCUGGCUUCCUCAAAGUUGGGAAACCACUGGUUGAGUGGACUGGAAGAAAUUCCAUUUUUUUCUGGUGUGGAUUUUUUUCUUCUAGAUUUUCCUUUACAGUCACUCUAAUUAUGUCCUUGAGCCCUUUCACAUCUCCGUUCUUCCCUUCUCUUCUCUUCUGAAUUGCACAAUGAACGCAUAUGGAAAAUAGGUGGAUAAAAACCUUUACCCCCGCCCCCCGUCAUAGAAUCAGAGAAUUAUAGAAUACAGUAAUGGCAUUGGGAGAGGCCGAUAAGGCCAUUGAGUCCCAUCCGUAGAACGCC